GAUUAAUGGUAUAAACCAGUCGGAAUUGUAGUGGCACGUUUUGCAGUAGACGACUUCAGUAGUCUAGCCUCUGCAGUCUGUAGCCAUAGAGCUCACUGAGGUUGGCCAAGCUGCGAGUGUAUGCAUUCGUAAUAAAUUGUGCUCGCCAAAAUGAACCAGGAGCAAGCCCAAGAGAAGUUUACUGAGUUACUGAGUCAGAUCGAUCCUGCUCACUCAGCUCCGUUCAUACUGUGGAUCCAAAGAAGAUACCUCAUAGCGAACUGUGCUGGAGUGCACGUAGCAGAGGCGGUUCACAAAAUGUCGCAGAUAGCAGAAUACGUAAAGACGAUUAUUCCGGGAGAUGCAAUCCUUCCGUCCGAAAACAUAAUUCAGCCGACCAAAGGUGAGAACGCCGACUGCAGACCAGAAACAACUGUUCACGUUGACGCGUUCCUCUACACCGACUACGAUAUUGAUCAGUUGGUCGAGGAAGGGAAGUUGAGCCGCAAUUACUGCAAGGCGUGUGGGUCACGCGACGUUGCUCCACUGACGUUCAUCUCGCACUCGGCGUCGGGCCGAAGAGCGCAGUUCAUCUUCAGAGACAUGGUGCCCUACCUGGAGGGGAAAUCUGUUCUCGAUGUGGGGUCGAGGCUCGGUGUCAUGCUGUAUGCUGCUCAUGCAUUCACUCCUGCUAACCCUAUCAUUGGCAUUGAGAUAAACCCAGAUUUCUGUCAACUUCAGGAAAAUGUCAUCAAACAUUUUCAAAUGGAUGACAGGAUCAAGAUAAUGAACACCGACGUACGUAAUGCUGCCGACGUGGUCUCUGCCUCGGACGUAGUGAUCCUGAACAACGUCUUUGAGUUUUUCAUGCCUGAGCACGAGCAGGUCCAGCUGUGGCAAUUUUUGAGGAAACACAUCAAGCAGGGUGCCAUCCUUGUUACCGUGCCUAGCCUGGAAGACUCCCUCAAGGAACUAGAGACUGGGAUCGGCAUCUCGCAGUGGGUCAAGCAGCGCCACGUUACUGACCCCUUGGCCUACAGCUUCAUGGAGGACCACGACGAACUCUCAGAAGUGUGCACAUACGAGGUUCUCUAGGCUGCCGACAACUGUCGCAUUCAACGGCGCUUUCAGUGUUCGCGAUGUCGUGACUAGGGGAAUGUGAAAAUCAUAGCCAUUCCAGCUGAAUAGAGCAUUGUAUCACAUGCCACUUCUAAAGUUAACAGUUUGGGGAGAACACCCCGAUCCUAGCACCCGUUAAAGCGUACUGCGCCAUCUUCCAUUUGGUUAUGGAAUUACCAAUGUGCGAGUCGAGACGUCCUUACACACGCUUCAGUAAGACAUUGCUGCCGCCUUGAGUCACUUGGGAGCAUGGCCUCGCGGGGUCUGACUUUAUUCAUGAGCCCUGCAGAAUUAUGGAGAUUACCAACUUUUCUUCAGAGAUGUGUAGUAACUGAUUUAACAUUGGUUAUCUCGACGGGCAAAAAUUGCGCCGUUUGGACUGGUAUGCAUAAUAAUGACGUAGAGUGUCAAUCACCAGACUUGCCAUCAGUCGGUGGGAGAAGAAAAGUGAAGUUCUGUUUUCUAGGGCUGGAAGUAAAAAAAGAGACUGGGUAGCGACCUGCCUGGUAGAAAAGGCCCAGAUCUAUCCUACCACCUCCCUUUCUCUGAGCCUCAAUACAAAAAGAGCAGAAAGAGAAUGGCAAAAGUUACCAGGAGGGGGGGGGGGGAAAGAUGCAAGAGGUGCUGCAGCAUUUGGUGGGUGAUGCCAUUCUUAUCUUUGGGAACAGCUAGCCUCGACAACCAGAAGGAAAAUCAUUGGCGAUUGGUUAACGCCAACCUAACUACUAGAGCUCUGCGCGAAUAACAGUUUGAUCAUGUGCAUCCGAUCUGCAUCCCUUGUACCUGCACCAGAACCACAUUCUCUAUGUUUCUCAAUUAUUGAAUCUGCAUCCAAUCCGCAUGCACAUAUUUAGUUUCCGCAUCUGAACCACAUCCACAAAAUUUGGAACCACAUCCGACCUGCAAUUUGUGCAUUCAUGUUAGGUUAUGAAAUCAAGCGUGAAUGAAAAAAAAUUGGAUAUUACCUUAUAAGCCGUUUGCUUAUCUUUGUACAAAGAACUCUUCAAGCCAGCUAACUGUAAAAGUCAUUUUAUCGUAUUCCGUUUUAUUGUAUUUAUAUUACAAGCGAUCAUCCUUCCCAAAACGCUUCGUGCCGCUCGAAAGCUGAUCGCAGUUACGAGAUCGUCCAGGGAGUCUACGACAUUCUGCACAAAAGAUGCAGUAAAAAGGAAGGAAAUUUUUAUAUUUUUAUUUUUUUGCAAGUGCAUAUUUUUUAACAUUAAAAUAAAUGACAGAAGAAUAACUGUGAAAAAUUUGCUUUUGCAAUACCAUCAACGAUGCACUUUACAGUGCAACUCACUUAUUCACUACACUUUGCAAUCGCACGUUUAUGUGCCACCUCAGCAAAAAUGUAGAUCUGGAACCACAGAUAUCCACAUCCGUAGCCCCUGGCAUCUGCAUCCAAUCUGGCAAAUUUUAUUCAUUUUAUCCACAUUCGCCAGUUGGCUGCAAAUAUCUGUGGAUGAUCCAUGAGUAGCCCACGGAUUUGCAGGGUUCUGCUAAUUACCAUCUGAAAAAUAUUCGUUCGUCGUCCAGUCAUGAGAAAAAGAUUCAGCGUUGAUGGGACAGAGGAUAAUUACAGCUAUUGGCUCAAUUGUGUAGAUACACGGUGUUGUUUCUUUCCUGAUUCUAAUGGGAACUGUGGUAAUCCUUUCCUGCUUCCUCAGUCAGUCAACACCAAGCAUACACGCUACUGGCAUAGAACAGAAAUGGCCGUAGGAAUGCAAACUCUUAGCUUUGCAACCAGUAGACUUUGCUGUGCUUCAAGCUAGGGCAAAAAGAAGCAUAGUUAUGCUCUUCACUACAGCAGACAUGACCAUCAAAUCUGGUGGCUAGCACAACAUUCAAUUUCACUGUGACAGUGUGCAAUCUCGACGCAGUUAGUGAAUACUUUUGAGCUCACGACUGGAGGGAAACCGCCAUGUGCAUGCACCACUGACCCUUGGGAGAAAGAGUAGCGGGGGCCCUCAUUUUGAAUAAUUGGGUCUGCAAAGGUGAAGGCUGCUGAAGGGAAACCCAAAAUGGGAGUUGGCAAGUAUAUUACUCAUCACUGAAAUGACGAGGAAGUUAUCCACAUCCAUACUCCUACCAUAGAUAAGAUGGUAGUGUAGGAUCUUAAAUUACAGCAGUGUUGAUAGAUACUUUUAGCUUGAAAGCUUUUAAUAGACGUUUGCUUGUGGGAACUGAACCUCACUCUGCUUGACCCCAAAGCCCUUCACCAAUAGUUUUGUUUUACAUUAAGCGACAAGCCCACUUGCUUGCAAGGCCAAUGCCCAUGCAGCUCUUGGAAGAGCUACGUGGAACUUGGCUCUGAAAAGGCCGUAUUAUUUUUGACAAAUGGUUUUAUACUUCGUUUCAGCUGAAGUCCAGAUGCAGCCAAUGCUACAAGCAUGAGCAUCUGGUCCUGAACAGUUUGCAUUGCACAAGCUCGCAUGCUUGGCAAGGACGCUAAAAACCCGGAGCUCGCGCUUGUAGCAUCAGUUGCUUCUGGACUUAAGCUGAAACGAAGUACAAGUGAUAGUUGAAUGUGGUUGAACACUUCAAAUCGGCCAAUGGCUUGCACCACGUUUGUAAUUUCAACUGCUAGCAUUUAUCUAUUUUUGUACCUCAACCAAGAGAUUACCUUCUCUGCAAGCAGUGGCUGUUCUCUGAACUGCUGCUUGUAGCAGAAGUGGUCAGCACCUCAUUGAAAGUUUGCCAAUUGAGUUUAUAGAGUAACAGAGAUUUACAACUAUGCAGUUUUUAAACAUCUGGAUUGCCAUUUUCAGUAUGAUAAACUAAAUGCCGAUGAAAUUCGCUCACCUGUCCUCCGUUAGUUGCUCCACCCUCUCAUCGCGUUCCGCCACGACUGAAACAGUGGACCAGCUUUUUGCUCCCGCCCUUGAAGACUAAUGGAACUUGAAGUGCCAAGGUGCAAGCGGUUGCAGUUUAGUGGCACCCUCUAAUAUGUUGUUGCCAUAGAAGCAAGCAGCUCAGAACUGUUGACAUGUUUGCCUUUAGCAUGCUUCUGUGAUAUAAGGUUGCAAUGUUGCACUAGUGAAAUGCAUAUAUUUUAUGCACAUGCAUUGUUUGUUUGUACUUCGCUGCUAAAUGCAAUAAAAGCCAUGUCAAACAUAA
Messenger RNA from Ixodes scapularis (black-legged tick), 4215 nucleotides. RefSeq lists its product as uncharacterized. The transcript has 7 exons. The coding region runs from base 151 to 1074 and encodes 307 amino acids. Gene Ontology annotation, molecular function: fatty-acyl-CoA binding; methyltransferase activity. The record is from RefSeq and is a predicted model, not a curated record. NCBI's taxonomy places the organism in Eukaryota, Metazoa, Arthropoda, Arachnida, Ixodida, Ixodidae.